Messenger RNA from Vigna angularis (adzuki bean), 1700 nucleotides. Its product is annotated as cytochrome P450 81E8. Gene Ontology annotation, molecular function: heme binding; oxidoreductase activity, acting on paired donors, with incorporation or reduction of molecular oxygen; monooxygenase activity. The transcript has 3 exons. Bases 52 to 1542 code for a protein of 496 amino acids. The record is from RefSeq and is a predicted model, not a curated record. NCBI's taxonomy places the organism in Eukaryota, Viridiplantae, Streptophyta, Magnoliopsida, Fabales, Fabaceae.
AAUCAAAAUGAGAGCCAACAACAAUCAAUAGCACAAGAAAAAGCUUCAAGCAUGGCUCUGUUGUAUUUUGCUUUGCUCAUUCUGCUCUUUCUUUUUUCUCUUAAGCUCUUGUUCCAAACAAGAAGAUUUAGAAACCUUCCUCCAGGACCACUUUCUUACCCUAUAAUCGGAAACCUCCUCCAACUCAAACAGCCUUACCACCGCACAUUCUCUCAGAUGUCGCAAAAAUACGGUUCAGUCUUCUCUCUCUGGUUCGGUUCCCGACUCGUUGUCGUCGUUUGUUCACAAUCCGCGGUGCAAGAAUGCUUCACCAAAAAUGACAUCGUGUUGGCGAACCGACCUCACUUUCUGUUCGGCAAAUACAUCAGCUACAAUAACAGCACCAUCCUUCACUCCUCCUACGGCGACCACUGGCGCCACCUCCGCCGCAUCUUGUCGCUGGAGGUUGUUUCAGCGACCCGUUUAAACUCCUUCUACGAGGUUCGAAGGGACGAAAUCAUGAGGCUGGUGCAAAAGCUCGCUAAGCUCUCAUCACACCAGUUCACGAAAGUGGAUCUAAAAGCCAUGUUUAUGGAAACAUCAUUUAAUACUAUGAUGAGAAUCGUGUCUGGGAAAAGGCUCUUUGGUGAUGAUUGUGACGUGAACGAUGUCGAGAAAGCAAAAGAAUUCAAACAAAUCAUCAAAGAGUUAGUGAUAUUAGCAGGAGUCAAUAAUCGUGGAGAUUUCUUGCCUUUCGUGAGAUGGUUUGAUUUUGAUAAUUUGGAGAAGAAGCUAAAAGGAAUUGGUAAGAGAACCGAUGCAUUCUUACAAGAACUCAUCGAAGAGCAUCGUAAUGGAAAGAACAAUGGAAAUACUAUGAUAGAUCAUCUUCUUGCUCAACAAAAAUCACAACCUGAACAAUACACCGAUCAAAUCAUCAAAGGACUUUCUUUGAGCUUACUACUUGCUGGAACAGAUACAUCAGCUUUAACUUUAGAAUGGGCAAUGGCCAAUUUAUUGAACCAUCCAGAAGUUAUAAAGAAGGCAAAAAAUGAAAUAGACACUUAUGUAGGACCUAAUCGUCUUAUAGAGGAAUCCGACAUGUCAAAACUUUCUUACAUUCAAUGUAUUGUUUAUGAGACACUUCGAUUGCAUCCUGCUGCUCCAAUUUGGUCACCACAUUUGUCUUCAGAAGAUUGCAUCGUAGGAAAAUAUAAUCUCCCAAAAGACACAAUUGUGUUGGUGAAUGCUUGGGCUGCUCAUAUGGAUCCAGAAAUGUGGAGUGACCCAACACACUUUAAGCCUGAAAGGUUUGAAAAUGAAAAUGAAGUAAACAGGUUACUUUCAUUUGGGUUAGGACGGAGAGCUUGUCCUGGAUCAAACUUGGCUCAACGCACAGUUGGUUUAUCCAUAGCCUUAUUACUUCAAUGUUUUGAGUGGAAACGAAUUGGUAAGGAAGAAAUUGAUAUGUCUGAAGCAAAUGGAAUUACUAUUUCAAGAAAAAAUUCAUUGGAAGCUAUGUGCCAACUUCAUCGAUCACCCGCAGUUAAGGAUAUGUACUGAUUUAUGAUGUUAUUUAAACAAUAAAUGUAUUGUGUGGAAAAUAAAUGUACUAUGGAAUUAUGAAAUAUUAUAAUGCAUGAAGAAUAAAUGUAUCUUGAAUUAAGACUAUGUAAUGAUUAUGUGAUGGAUUGAAAAUAAAUGUGUUUCCAUGGUGAUAA